This is a messenger RNA of Caenorhabditis sp. 36 PRJEB53466, 6616 nucleotides long. The record is from the annotation of a GenBank genome assembly. NCBI's taxonomy places the organism in Eukaryota, Metazoa, Nematoda, Chromadorea, Rhabditida, Rhabditidae.
AUGCCGAAAAACUAUCUGGCAGUCGAGGUUAGUCCGAUUAUCCCGAUCCCGUCCGGUCCCGUCGCCGGUUCAUCCCUCCCUCUGUCAGUCCCGUCCCGUUUCUUUUGCAAAACGAUUGCCUCGAAAAGUCAAAAGUCGCACUUCAUUUCCAUUUUCAUUGUGGGAGUGUUCCCGCUGUUACAGGCACUGUGUAAAUAUUCAAAUGUGCCGUUCCCAUUCGUUUUUUCCCGCGCCGUUAACGGGAAUGACAAUGUGAUGGAGAAGGGACAGAGAAAUACCGUAUCCGGUGCAAAUAGACACGUUUAAAUUGAUUGGGAAACGGGAAAUUUGGAAAAGAACACUCAAAGAGGAUUCUCAAAAUUUGUUGCAUUCCUUUGGAAGUCGUCUGACAUAAUACCCUAUCAAAGAAACGUUUCUUUGCCCUUCUGGUUGCGUUAGUUUUCAGAAAAUGAAGAACUGUCGCAGAAAGUUUAGAUUGGCACGUUUUCGAAAGUGAAAAUCCACUCGUUUUCGUCAUGUUCUCAGUUUGGCGGAGCGGGUCAAACGCUGUUGGUUUUUGAGGGAAAUCGGAGUGUGUCACAUGCAUUUCCGAACCGGUUUCAUCAUUUCAUUUUGCACUCUCCGGGUAAACAUAGACAAAGUUUUAUUGCGAACCCAACCGAAGGGGACCGAUUUGUCACGAGUUUCAGUGAGUCACAAGCGGACCCAGUUGACCGUGUUCGUUCCGUUCGACGUCAUUCCCAUUCCGAAGCGUUUCCCUUGUUUUCAGCCGUUUAUUUAUUAUUACACAUCCGUUUCGCAUCACGUUCGUCGUUUCAAAUUUGGAAAGCAAAAGUGAUCCGAAGCCAUUUUUGGGAAAAGGAAAUGAUUGGAAUCUAUUCGGUUUUGUGUAAGGACGAACAUUUUAUUUUGCAAAGUGUAGUGCCUUUCGUUGGAAACAUUUAGUUAUGCUUUCUAACAGUUCAGUUUCAUAACCAUGACGAAUAGUAUCGGUUUCGAGAAGGAGCGACAAAGUGGCACGUCAUCUACCGUACCCUCUCGCUCGCCUCGCUCGCCUGCAAACAGUCCCUCGUCCAUCAUCUCUUAAGCCCCACCCCCGUAUUCUGCAUCUCUGCGCCCUUUCUCUCUCUCUCUCUCUCUCCGCCAGCUCCCAUCGGCUCGUACUCGUUGCCUUCCACACUUCUUCCGCUCCGCUUCCUUCCAUCGGGUCCUCGGACCUUCCCCUCUCUCCUUUCUCUCCGUCUCCUCCACAUCGCCCCACUCUCUCGUCCCCCUCUCUCUCUUUGUUCUUUCUGUUUGAGUGCGUCGUGCACCCGCGCCCGCCGGCCAGCCAGCCAUUUCUUCUCUUUGAACUUGUUGCUGGCCGAGUGCCAAGUGGCAUGUGGACACGGAAAGAAUAGGGCCGACGGAUUAGGUUUUCGAGGGCGAAAGGGGGGCUUAAGGGGCGUCCGUCAUGUGCCCAGAUGCUUCCAGAGUUUCAGAGUCCAGAAAACAACGGGAAUACAUUCCUUCUUCUCUAAAUUUGCUGUAUUCCACAUUCUUUUCCGUCCGAAACAUGUUUCUCUCUCCUCGCCUCCGCUGUGAUCUUUCUUCCUUUUUCCCGUUGAUCUUCGAUUCUCAUCCAUCUCCGCCUUCUUCUUCUUCUUCUUCUUCUUCUUCUUCGUCUUCUCUCUCUUCCACUCCCAUCCGCUCGCAUUCCACUUGCUCCUCGAGCACUUUGCCCUUUCCUAUUCAAAAGUGCAUUGAAAACCAACUGCAUUGUCGGUUUUUCUGCCUGCGGCCAGAUGUCCGCCACGUGCAUGGAAUUGUACGGCUUUUGUUGCGAAACUCGCUCAUUUCGGAUGGAUGUUUGCCCGCUUUUUCUCCUUUCUCUCUCGGUCUCUGUCCGCCUCUCAAGGUCAUUUCAGCUUCUUCUCUAAUUAUUUUUUGUCUCAUGUUUUAUCCAAUUUCAAAUCUCAUAAAGACACACAACUUUUCUUUUUUCAUUCGAAGGACAGACGGAACUUGAAUACGAAUGGGAUUGGCGAUGCAAACGCGCUCCACCGGCCUCAGUGCAGCGGAGCGCGGAAGUCUGGGGAAAUAGUGUUUCAAUAAGUUUAUAAGUGUUUCACUCGAUUCCAUCAUCUAUUACUUCUAUUGGCUACAGAGUUUUCCGCUUCUUGCAUUCCCUAUUUUUGACCUUUUUCCUCUGUUUGAUCAAACAAUCUUUGUUGAUUUUAUCUGACCAUCAACUUCAUUUUUUCCGCCCAAUUUGCCACCAACUUUCUGAUUUGAAGCGAGAAAAUGUUUAGAGAUUAUUUGCUUUCUAAUCCCUUUGUCGUCCUCUUUCUUCUCUUCCUUCUUCUUCUCCGUCUAAUCGGAAUGAUUCCAGAAUAAAGCCGAUCGUAUGGGCCCUGGCGGCUCUCGCCGUCCUCGAAAUUCGCACAAUGCGACCGCCUCCGCCGCAUCCGCCGCCUCAUCCGGAAGAGGAGGAAAUGAGCAAAAGCAGGAGGAGCACGAAUUUGACAUUGUUGCCUACAAGACCACGUUCUGGCGGACGGUCAGUGUUUCGAAGGUCCCAAAGAGAAAGUGUCCCCGUUUUCAGUUCUUCUUCUACGCGCUCUCGUUCGGCACUUGCGGCAUCUUCCGGCUAGUCCUUCAUUGGCUUCCGAAGCGGAUGAUUCAGUUCAGAGCGAAGCGGUGCUCCGUCGAGAACGCCGACCUGGUACUCGUUGUGUAAGUCUCGAAUGUGUUAGAAGGCGUGAAUCACCCGUGAUUUCAGUGACAAUCACGACCGAUACGACAUCUGCGAAGUGCACUAUCGGAACAAAUCUGGAACCGAACACACGGUAUCGGUCCCCUUCUGAUGGUCUUUAUCUUCUCCUUCCAGGUGAUUGCAAACACGGACGGCACGCUCUCGGAGCUGGACGAAUUGCGUUGGUUCGAGUACCGUAAACUAAAGUACACGUGGAUCGACGGAGAAUGGUCGACGCCUUCAAGAGCCUACUCACACGUCACUCCUGAGAACCUCGUCACUUCGACUCCUUCGUCUGGCUUGACUUCGGAUGACGUGGCACUUCGAAGAACGUUCUUCGGAAUGAACACGAUGCCAGUAAAACUGUCACCGUUCUACGAGAUCAUCUUCAAAGAAAUACUCUCUCCGUUCUACAUGUUCCAGGCAAUCAGGUCAGUUGCGACGCCCACAGUAGCCCGUUAUCGUUCCUUUUUCAGUGUGAUCGUCUGGUACAUCGACGACUACGUCUACUACGCUGCUCUUAUCGUCGCAAUGUCUCUGUACUCGGUGAUCAUAAUGCUCAGACAGACACAAUCCACCGAAAAAAGGUGGGUCUCACGGUUCAUUGUCUCUCGUUUACUGAUCCGGCGUGCUUUCAGACUGCGCGAGAUGGUUGUGGAGCACGCGGACGUGGAAGUGAUUCGAGAGAACGGAAGACUUCUGAAGAUGGACAGCUCGGAGAUCGUGCCGGGCGAUGUGAUCGUCAUUCCGACCGAAGGAUGCACCAUGUACUGCGAUUGCGUUCUCCUCAACGGAUCGGUCAUUGUGAACGAGAGCAUGCUCACUGGGGAGUCCAUUCCGGUCACCAAGGUGAUCAGUAUCUUCACAUAACCUAUUCUCACCCGUACCCAUUCCAGAUUCCGAUUGCUGAUGACGGUCACGAAAAGGAGUUCUCGAUGGAGAAGCACGGAAAGCACGUGAUCUUCAACGGAACCAAAGUGCUGCAGACCAAGUACUACAAGGGACAACACGUGAAGGUGAGUGAAUGCUGAAAGGGCACAGAGAAAUACGAGAAGUUGCAGGCGCUCGUCAUCCGAACCUCGUAUUCGACAACGAAAGGACAACUGGUCAGGGCGAUCAUGUACCCGAAACCGGCCGAUUUCAAGUUCUUCCGCGAGCUCAUGAAGGUACGUUAUUUCCAGAUUUGAUGACAAAACAGUUGAGCUCUCUCUCUCUUUUUUCAGUUCAUCGGAGUGCUCUCAAUUGUCGCUUCGAUCGGAUUCCUCUACACCGCAUUCAUCCUCAUCUACCGCGGAAAUUCCAUCGGAAGAGUGAUCAUCCGAGCACUCGAUCUCGUCACAAUCGUCGUUCCGCCAGCACUUCCCGGUCGGUCUCCUUCCCAACUUCUUCUCCAAAUUGCAUCUGUUUCAGCUGUCAUGAGCAUCGGAAUCUUCUAUGCUCAGCGACGACUCCGCCAGAAAAGCAUCUUCUGUAUAUCGCCGACUACUAUCAAUACAUGUGGCGCCAUCGACGUGGUUCGUUUUCAAAGUCUCAUCAAUCCCACAAUCCCUCUCCUUUUCAGGUAUGUUUCGACAAAACGGGUACACUCACCGAAGAUGGGCUCGAUUUCUACGCAUUACGGGUUGUGAAGAACGAAAAAGUGGGCGACAACAUCGUUCAGAUAUCGGCCAACGACACGUGUCAGAAUGUGGUCAGGGCGAUUGCCACGUGUCACUCACUGUCGAAGUGAGUCAUCCGAAAGAGUUCUAAUCCAAGUGGAAGUUUCAGAAUCCAUCAUGAGUUGCACGGAGAUCCUCUCGACGUGAUCAUGUUCAAACAGACUGGAUAUUCGCUGGAGGAGGACGAUUCCGAGAGUCACGAGUCGAUUGAGAGCAUUCAGGUGAGAACGAGAGAGCCAGAAUCAAAGAAGCAAACCGAACUCGUUUCCAUUUCAGCCGAUUUUGGUGCGACCUCCGAAGGACAGUGCCCAGUCGGAUUGCCAGAUUGUGAAGCAGUUCACGUUCAGCUCGGCCCUCCAGAGGCAGUCAGUCGUCGUCACGUUCGAGGAAUCCAUGAAGGCGUACUGCAAAGGAAGCCCCGAAAUGAUCGUGGCGUUGUGCAAUCCUGAUAGCGUUCCGGAGAACUUUCAUGUAAGAUUUACCUUUUCUCUGCUUCAAUAACUUUUUGUAAAAUCAGUUGGAUCGUGAAAACGUUUUUUAUAACUUUUCAGGACAUUGUGGAGGAGUACAGUCAGCACGGAUACCGUCUGAUUGCCGUCGCGGAGAAGGAGCUGAAGAUCGGAUCGGAAGUCCAGAAAACGGGAAGACAGUCGAUCGAAUGUGACCUCACCCUGAUCGGACUGGUGGCUCUGGAGAAUCGUCUGAAGCCAGUGACGACGGAAGUGAUUACAAAGUUGAAUGAGUACGUUUCCCCUCGUCUGCUUGUGCCCUAACGUCGCUCAUUCUACAGAGCCAACAUCCGUUCUGUAAUGGUCACUGGAGACAAUCUUCUGACGGCUCUUUCGGUCGCUCGUGAAUGCGGAAUCAUCGUCAGUAACAAGUCGACGUACUUGAUUGAGCACGAGAAUGGAGUCGUUGAUAAGCUAGGAAGGACUGUGCUCACUAUCAGAGAGGUCAGCCCGAUUCCAUAGAACAUCCGUUCACGACUGUAAAACUUUAGAAAGGCGAGCAUCACACGGAGCGUCAGAGCAAGUCAGUCGAUCUGAGCAAGAUGACCAACAAGGAUUGCCAGUUCGCCAUCUCAGGUAGGCCGUUCCUUCCCUUUUCCUCCUCCUAACACGUUCUUCACUUGCAGGCACCACAUUCUCGAUCGUCAGCCACGAGUACCCGGAUCUGCUCGAUCAGCUUGUUUGCGUGUGCAAUGUGUUCGCCAGAAUGGCUCCGGAGCAGAAGCAGCAGCUCGUGGAACACCUCCAGAAGGUCGGGUCGACAGUAGCGAUGUGCGGGGACGGAGCGAAUGAUUGUGCGGCUCUGAAGGCCGCGCACGCCGGAAUCUCACUGUCCGACUCGGAAGCUUCGAUCGCCGCGCCGUUCACUUCCAAGGUGGCGGACAUCCGUUGCAUGAUCACGUUGAUCAGCGAAGGCCGCGCGGCGCUCGUCACCUCGUUCUCCGCGUUCCUCUGCAUGGCCGGAUACUCGCUGACUCAGUUCAUCUCGAUCCUCCUUCUCUACUGGAUCUCGACGAGCUACUCGCAGAUGCAGUUCCUCUUCAUCGACAUCGUCAUCGUGACCAAUCUCGCGUUCCUCUCCUCGCACACCCGCGCCCAUCCCCAACUCGCCAGUUCUCCGCCCCCGACGAGCAUUCUUUCCACUGCCUCGAUGGUUUCGCUCUUCGGACAGUUGGCCAUCGGAGGUCUGGCCCAGAUCGUCGUAUUCUGUUACAUCACGAUGCAGCAGUGGUUCGUGCCGUUCACGCCAUCGCAUCACGACAACGACGAGGACAGAAAGAGUCUGCAGGGCACCUCGAUCUUCUUCGUUUCCCUGUUCCACUACAUCGUUCUGUACUUUGUCUUCGCUGCGGGACCUCCGUACCGCGCAUCGAUCACUUCGAACAAGGCCUUCCUCUCCAGCAUGAUCGCAGUCACUAUCGUGAGUUUCGCCCGUACAUUCCCAUCCCUAACUCCUGUUCCCUUUCAGUCGUGCACUCUGCUCGUAGUCUUCUACUGCCCUACCGUCCACGUGUUCCUCGGGUGUCUGUUCAUUCCGCAGGAUUUCCGGCUCGUCAUCCUCCUCGUGGCAGUCAUCACCGCCGCCAUUUCGAUCAUUUACAACCGAUGCGUUGACUGGAUUGCCGAGAAAUUGCGUGAAAAGUAAGAGCUAAUCUCUAGAUUUCUGCAUUCUCAUCGAUGAUUUCAGAAUCCGCCAACGUCGGAAGCGCAACUAG